AUGUACGUGUUUCUUCUUGGUGCCUUUCUUUCGUUUGGAGUCGGCUAUAUUGCCCGUAACCUCGAUCUCGUCAAUAGAUUUUACGAAAGUUUUAGCAACAUAUCCUCAACGACUCAUAAGCAGUAUCUGCUAGCUGUGCUUUUGAUUCUAAGUCUUCUUUUCCUGGCGAUUCUCAUACCUCUUUAUCGCAUAGUCGAAUACGAAUCGAAAUCGGACUUCAGCAAGAGAACACUUGAAGAGACGAGGCAGUUUCUAAAUGGCUGGAAUGUUAGAAGCUUUACUAUUUGCGUAGCUGGUGUGAUUUCAAACGUAAAGCUUGAAGAUCUAGAUGCGGCGAUUUCAGCACUGAAAAGCAAACGUUACCCGUUGUUUGCUUCCAUGGAUGAUGUGUGGGGAGCUCCUCCUACUGUUCUUGGUGUGUUGACCGUGGAUGGCAUCGAGAAUCAAGCUGACUCUGAGAGCAUUCUUAAUUCGGAAGAUGUCAGCUCGGAGAUAAUAUUUUACAAACGGCCGAAUCCUAUUCGAUUACAGUAUCUUUCGCUUGAAUCCUUGGUGUUGGACAUAUCUAAAGACCCAACACCGAAAAUUGACUGUGAAUCAAUUACUGUGAAGAAUUUGAAAAAAGUUUUGACUACAAGAAUUAGUUCAACAGGAAAGCAAAGAGCGCGGAUGAAUGACAUGGAUUUAAUUUUGAAUCAGAUAAACUCGUCAUAUAUAAUAGAAAGAACAAUUCGUGGUCACUGCCAAGUCUUUCCAAGUCAUCGCAAUAAUCGCACAAAUUUAUUGGAAGUUAUAAAGCGGUCAGCCGUAAAACUAGGCAUAUUUCUUACGAAAUGCUUAUUUUAUCCUGUCCGUUGUAUUACUUCGUUACUUCGAUUCACACUCGCAUAUCCUCUUAUUGGUAUAAUCAUCGUCGUAAGAGUAUUUGCAGAAGUCGUUCUGUGGUUAUUGAAUUUACGUUUUGCUCAUUGGCUGGGAAACAGUAUUGCCUUGAAAGAUUUAUCAGCAACAGCUCAGCAAUUAGAUUUACGAUUGCAACAAGCGUGUUUCUGGCCAUGGCAGUAUACUUUAGUAAGGAGACGAGAUCUCGCGAACAUCGCGACUACGCGGGCUCAGUAUAUCAGCUUCUACAAUAGCAUGUGGCUAGUUGCAAACGAUAUAAUAAUCGGGGUUGCGAUAGGAUCUUACCUAAGAAAUAAUAGCGAAUAUAUGGCGAAAUUAAUAGUAAAUGACUAUUUGGGUUAUUAUACUAUAUUCAAAUUGGAAGAAAUGAUAAGAUGGUUAAUGGGUUGGCCGGCUGGUCUGAAAUUGAAUAGUGAGCUUGAUAAAUUUUUGGGCGAGCUAUUUCGAUGGCUUAUACAGUUAUGGACCGGAUGUGUUGUAAAUAUCGAACCAUAUACUCCAUUGAUAAUAGAAGUAAUCGGGUUAUCGGGAAUGUUGGGAGCAUCGAUGGUUGUGUCGAUGCUUUCUGACUUCCUGACAUUUAUGACAAUUCAUAUUUAUUGGUUUUACGUAGUAGCAGCGAGAAUAUAUAACUGGCAGCUUACAAUACUUUAUUCAUUAUUUAAUCUAUUUCAAGGCAAAAAGAGGAACACACUUCGAAACAGGAUCGACGCAUGCGAUUAUGAUCUUGAUCAACUGUUACUUGGAACAAUUCUCUUUACUCUCCUGACUUUUCUAUUCCCAACUGUACUUGUUUAUUAUGCUACUUUUGCUACGAGUAGGGUAGGGAUAAUUUUCUUGCAAGCGGUGAUGGAGGCACUCCUGGCUUUCCUCAAUCACUUCCCGUUAUUUGCCAUUAUGCUUCGCUUCAAGGAUCCAGAUCGCUUACCUGGAGGAUUACGGUUCGAAACGUGCGAUUCCUACUAUUUCACCACAUAUAAAACAUCAUUAGCAAGAGUAUUUCGUGUAUUGAAGUAUUUCUUGCCAUGGAGUAACACAAUUCGGAAAUAUGAGAACAACCGCGCAUCCAGAAUUGUCGAACCUGUUCCUUCUUCAUCAAAGGAAUAUCUGCAGCAAAUUCGAGGAAUGGAUGGCGAGAAAGGAGACAAUGUUAUUCGUAUAAGAAAGAACCGAACAGACUUGGUGGAUGGACAAUGGUAUGCAACUGUUCCUCCGUCUCCCACUGAACAGAAAUCGAGGCCUAGCGUAUCAGAUCCACCCAGGGUCAGCUACCUCAUAAUGAGAAACCUGCCCAUUCCAUUAGCUGCUAUUUUUUUCCAAUAUAUGCUUCUAUGGAAGAGGCUGAGUUCUCAUUAUUUCUCAUUCUAUGUGCUGAAGUGCCUUGUCAGCGGUGAAACCAUUAGGCCGAUUCCUCGGCUUCAAUAUCCAAUGUUGCCAGAAACGAGGCCACCUUUGAGGCAGUUAAUUGACAGACUUUGUGAUCAAGAAGAACCGACAAUAUAA
Messenger RNA from Paraglomus brasilianum, 2406 nucleotides. Lineage: Eukaryota; Fungi; Glomeromycota; Glomeromycetes; Paraglomerales; Paraglomeraceae. The record is from the annotation of a GenBank genome assembly.